AUGCUGAUCCACGAAUCGCAUAUCGACGUCCGCACGUCCGCCAACGGCAAGGACAGCACCAUGCUCACCGGUCCCGUCGCGCGCUUCGCCCGCCAGAUUGCCGGCCAUGGGUACAUUGUCGCCGCGCCGUCCUCCUACCACGACUUUGUCGGUCCCGAGCCCCUCCAGUACGACGCUGCCGACACAGACCGCGGCAACCAGUUCAAGAAGGACAAGACACUGGCGUCGUAUGACGCAGACGCGCGUGCUACCAUCGACCACCUCCUCUCCUUACAAACUUGCACAGGCCGGGUCGGCACCACAGGCAUGUGUCUCGGCGGCCACCUCGCCGUCCGUGCCGCUCUCGAUACCCGCAUCUCCGCCUGCGUCUCCUACUUCGCCACCGAUAUCCAAUCCCGCACCCUCGGCCCCCACGCAGCCGCCGACACGUCCCCGUCGCCACCCCCCAGCUCGGCCCACACACUCGAUCUAUUUCCCUCCCUCAAGGGCGAGCUCGCCAUGAUUUUCGGCAUCCAGGAUACUCACGUCCCCGACGCCGGCCGUGACCUUAUCCGCGCUAAGCUGCGUGACGCCGCCGUCGUCUUCAGCUUCCACGAGUUUGCUGGUGCACAGCACGCCUUCAUCCGGGACGAAUUGAGCAAGGGCCGCUAUGACCCAGCCGUGACCAAGGUUUGCUUCGAGGUCUUGCUCGAACUGUUUGGGCGAGUGCUCCGAACGGACCUUGGAAGCAAAGACCCAGCUGUGGCCCCUCCGGAGCAUGUCUGCUAG
This is a messenger RNA of Drechmeria coniospora, 768 nucleotides long. Its product is annotated as dienelactone hydrolase family protein. Gene Ontology annotation, molecular function: hydrolase activity. Bases 1 to 768 code for a protein of 255 amino acids. The record is from RefSeq and is a predicted model, not a curated record. The transcript has 4 exons. NCBI's taxonomy places the organism in Eukaryota, Fungi, Ascomycota, Sordariomycetes, Hypocreales, Ophiocordycipitaceae.